Molecule: messenger RNA, 1569 nt
Organism: Scheffersomyces coipomensis
Lineage: Eukaryota; Fungi; Ascomycota; Pichiomycetes; Serinales; Debaryomycetaceae
Exons: 1
Coding region: 1-1569 (522 amino acids)
Biological process (GO): protein neddylation
Cellular component (GO): cytoplasm
Molecular function (GO): NEDD8 activating enzyme activity
Source: RefSeq, a predicted model, not a curated record
AUGUUGAUAGAUAAAGAAACUAAAUAUGAUAGACAACUACGAUUAUGGGCAUCAACUGGACAAUCAAAGCUUGAAAACUCUCAUAUAUGUUUAAUAAAUGCAACUGCAACUGGUUGUGAAAUCAUAAAGAAUUUGGUUUUACCAGGUAUAGGAGCUUUCACAAUUAUAGAUGAUAAGAAAGUAACCAUCCUGGAUUUAUCAGGAAAUUUCUUUUUAACUGAUAGUGAUAUUGGUAAAGAUCUAGCCACGGCUGCUAAAGAGAAUCUUAACGAAAUGAAUUAUGAAGUUAAAGGUUAUGAUAUAAUCAAAUCAAUUGAUUCCAUAUUAAAUAGUGAGGAAGACGACGAUGUAUCUCUUUGGGAUACUUUCAAUGUGGUGAUUGUAAGUGAUUACUGUUGUCAAUUGGAUAAAUUGAAGCAAUUAUUAUGGAAUAAGAAAAUCCCUUUAUUGAUAGUAAAUACAAUUGGAUUCUAUGGUUCAUUGAAUUUGAUAUCUCAUGAAACAACCGUAAUUGAAACUCAUCAAUCGAAUAAAUUAUACGAUUUAAGAAUUGAUAAACCGUGGCAUGAAUUAGCACAAUUAGUCGAAAAUACAGAUUUAGAUUCCUUCAAUGAUAUAGAUCAUGCUCAUGUCCCUUCAAUAGUGAUUCAUAUCAAAGCAUUAAAUGCUUGGAAGCGUGAUCAUGAUAAUAAACCUCCAAAGACAAGAGAUGAGAGACUUGAUUUCAAAAAGCAUUAUAUAACGACUUUAUCAAGAAAUAUUAACUUGGAAGGAAAUUUCAUAGAAGCACUUGAUUCAUUCCAUAGAGCUUUAAGACCUACUGAAAUUCCUUAUUCCUUACAAGAAUUAUUCAACAAUAAUCAAAUAUUUGAUGAAAAUCUUAAUUUAUCCACUCCAAUUUUCUGGAUUUAUAUAAAAGCAUUGAAAAACUUUGUUGAUCAGAAUGAUGGUUUACUACCAUUACCAGGUUCAUUGCCUGAUAUGGAAUCAGAUACAGAAAGUUUCAUUUCAUUGAAAUCAAUUUAUAGAGAAAAAGCCAUUCAAGACCAAACUUUGUUUUAUGAAGAAGUCAUUAAAAUGUUAAGAUCUUUAGGAAGAUACGAUGAUGAAAUAAGUAAGGAUUCAAUCACAACAUUCUGUAAAAAUGCUCAAUCAUUACAUGUGUCUUAUGGAUCUGACAAAUUAUAUGAUUCAAGUCUUCUCCAAGAAUUAUUAUCGCCUAGUCCCGAUCAGACUUUAGUGAAUGUUUAUUUCUCCAUCCUUGCAUUUAACACCUUUAUAACGGAGUUUGGUAAACUGCCAUCUGCAACAAAUAUCGAAGAUUUCACAAAGAUUUUUAAGAAUUCAUUUGGCAUUAAAGAAGAUGCACUUUCUUCUUCUCUAAAGGAAACUAUUCAGGAGUUAUUGGCUCAUAGUAGUCGUAGUUAUCAUAACUUGAGUAGUUUGAUGGGUGGGAUCGCCAGUCAAGAGGUUCUUAAAUUAACUACAGCUCAAUAUAUUCCUCUUGAUAAUGUAUUUGUAUUUGAUGGAAUUCAUUCCCUGAGUAAUAAAUGGAAAAUAAAUUCAUGA